AGGUGGGUGGUUCCCAGGCUGACACAUACGCAUACAGCAAGAGGUCUACUCUACUAUCGUGACGCCCUCGACCGAUUCACGGAUGAACAGAUGACAUGGGAUCCCUAUUCUGCUGUGUUGGUAGAGGCCAUGCCGGAACACUUGCUCGAGCAUCGUGCUGAGUGGCUUGUCAGGACCCCCAUGAUUUGUUUCGAGGUCGUGGAGAGUCACCUACCGGACCGAGUGUUGCGAUAGUUCGGACUUCACCAGCCUAUCCCCAGGGCCUAUGACACUAGUAUCCGCCUCCACGACAUUGAUUGUCGUGGAAAGUUGGAGACAAACUGGGCACAGGAGCAUCAUCAAUUCAUUGAGCUUUGGGACCAGCGGUUGGAGUCCAUCGUUGACGGUCACCUGUUUCAGGGUGUUAUGGAUCCGCGUGAUCCUUACAUGGUAUGGUACAGGCAGAUUACAUGCCUUUUCAUCAACCCUACCUACACGCCACCGUCCACGCACUACCAUCCAGCUUAUGAUGUUAUCAGCGGACUUGCGGGGGAUAUGGGUGCGAUGGUUGAUGCACUUUCAGAUGCCUUAGCAGCCGUACCCACCAGAGCCCAGGUCGAGCGGGUGCGAGAUAUGGGCAUUCAUAGCUUGCAGAGAUAUGGCCAUGGCCAUCUCGUCCACCCCAGGGACGAUCAUGACCCCAACUCCUUCCAUUCACAGUUCGACUUCGGACAGAGCAGUGGCGCAGGUGAUUACCAUUUACAGUUGGACUUCGGACAGAGCAGUGGUGGAGGUCAUACUUCGGGCUCUACACAGGCAGAGGAUUACUUCAUCCAUAACACUGCUCCCGGCCACACCCAGGAUGACUCAUCAUCUCGCCAGCUGACUCAUCCACCGUCCCUAGACCCAUUCACCACCAUUCAGCAUUACACGAGGCGUCCGAGGCGUGUUCGUAGACGGACGAAGGACACACAAGAUGGAGAUCAGUUAACUCCAAUACAUGAGUCCGGAUAGUAUUAGUUAGUUGAUCUUUUUGUGGU
Messenger RNA from Chenopodium quinoa (quinoa), 1019 nucleotides. RefSeq lists its product as uncharacterized. The record is from RefSeq and is a predicted model, not a curated record. The transcript is spliced from 3 exons. Bases 406 to 993 code for a protein of 195 amino acids. NCBI's taxonomy places the organism in Eukaryota, Viridiplantae, Streptophyta, Magnoliopsida, Caryophyllales, Amaranthaceae.